Molecule: messenger RNA, 5386 nt
Organism: Bactrocera latifrons
Lineage: Eukaryota; Metazoa; Arthropoda; Insecta; Diptera; Tephritidae
Product: trichohyalin-like
Exons: 2
Coding region: 369-5186 (1605 amino acids)
Source: RefSeq, a predicted model, not a curated record
GCUGUGAGCUUUGAUAUGAUGGUAAAGUGGAUUUAUGGAAACGCUUGAGGCUCGGAAGGACGCUUGAGGCUCAAGAGGAUAGUUUAGCAAGUAAAAAAAUAUAUUUCAUUUCCACACAAUACGGUAGCGUUUCAAUUAUGAUGGAUUGUCAUCACCGACAAGUGUCUUGUCUCAGUUCUAUUUUUUUUUUCACAUUAAAAUUUAUUUUUAAUAAAAUUUUUGUGCUAAUAUGUUAACAAAAAAGAUUUUCUAAAGUUUCAACAAAACUCCGACACAAUCCAAACCAAAAUUAGCAUGUAAAGACAAAAAUAUUCGUGAAAAUAGAGCACUGGUUCGCGGAGAGCUUGCUUGGUCGCUUGUAAUACAAAAUGCCCUCAACCGCUACGCAUUGUCUUGCCAAGCGCAAGCAGGAUCAAAGGCGCGCUGAAGAGCACAGCCCAUCUAGGCAGAAGGAGGUACGCGAGCUUUGGUUCAACCCGCUUGCGACGGAGAUUUGCGAGUCGCGCAUGAACAUAUGCUUGUGUGACUGCGAUUGUCACAUUUGGCAGGACGAAAAUGUGCAACGAGAGCUUCGAAAAUUAGCAAAUGUUUACUCACAUAAGAACCCGCCGGGUAUGAAAGAUGAAGAGGAAACGGAACCGACAACUAAAAGGAAGGGAAAGGUUAGAUCGGUUGAUGAAGAGGAGGAGGAACCAACCAAAGGAUUUUUGUGCUUUAAAAAAUCAUCCGCAAAACGUUCACACAGCAAGCAAAGAGAAGAAAAGGGGCAAAGAAAAAGGCAAAAGUCAAACGAGGAAGACAAUACGAAAAAAGUGCAGGAAAAAAGUAUAAGUCGCAGUCGUAAUCGACCGUUUCCCGUGAAUAGACGAUUUAAAACGCGUGAGGAAGCUAAACGCUAUCGUGAACUUAAAGCCAUUUAUACCACAAAACCAAGAAAUCCACAGCAUUCAGAUAAGCAAAAUGAUACUGAAACAAAGUCUAACCCACAGAAAACGAUUGAAGUCAAAGGACGCAGUCCAAAAAAGCAUGCCACAAGCUCAAGUGCUGAUUCAGUAAACACGGCCGCGCAAAGACAGCACAGAUCACGUAAGAGUAAGACGGAACCAAGAACGAGACCGCAAGGGAGCAAUGACAGCGGCUAUCCACGCGAUCGACCUUAUGCUCCCAUGUAUGCAGACGAAAGAGAGCAUGUGGAGUUAAAAGAUAACGACCACAAAGACUCUGAUAUUGGCUGUUGCGGAAUGCGUAAAAAAUCGAAAGGUAAUAAGCAGCAACGGGAAUAUGAAGCUUACACACCUGCACAUUGCUCUGACAAACAAACUCCAAUGCCAAACCUGGAGGCGGAAUGUGCGCCCACAAUAGGAGAAAUGGAGCUGCUGGAAAUCCUUAGAGCCACUUACACACGUGAAGUGAAAGCUGAGCAGGAGCAAAAAUCGACCCCCAAAACGCGAACAGCUACUACAACAGAGGAAGAAACAGGCUGUUGUGGCUCGAACUCUAAAAAGAAACAGCGGCAGGCAGAGACUGAUUUAUGUGAUCAAUGUUACUCUUGUGAGUGCAGUUGUGGGGAUAAUUAUCCUAAAGAAAUCGAGCAACACCAGGCAACGGAAUGGUUUACCCAAACCAAUGACUCCAAGAGUAAGCAAUUCGAUAAGGCAGCCAAACCAUUCUGUUCCUGCGAUGCUUCGCCCGAUUCUAAGAAUGGAAAUAAGGAACAUAUUUUUAAAUAUCCCACCCGGGAGAUGAUCUCUUUACAAGUGGAUGAAGAGCAUGCACCCGGAAAAACAAAAUCCGUAGGCAUACGUGCAAGAGAUAGAAACGAAAUUGAUACGAGCAAAUCGGUUUAUUCUAAGCGAAAAUCGAAAAGCAUUAAGGGCGCGAAAAGUAAGAACUCGCCAAAUGAUGUUGAUUCGGAGAAAACGUCUUGCUGCUCUUUCUUAUGUCGCAAGAAGCAAAAGACUAAAGGCGAUAAACCAGAUACAAAAACCAAGUCAGUUAAAAAACGAAAGAAGCCUCCCACAGCCGUAAGUUUUUCCCCGGCGAAACCGGAAAAGCGUAAGCAACAAGCCACAAAACCUAUCGACAAAGAAAAAGGUAGGAAUGUGAAUGUAAAUCGGCGAAAACAACCAGCUUUUCAUCCCAAAUCUGAAAGUAAAAACAAACCACCGUUAUCUUCUACGAAAUAUGAACCACAACCAACCACUGAUGGCAGAAAGGCAAGACGUCGUAAUCAGCCAGCUUUUCAUCCUAAACCGGAAUUGAAAACACAGCCAAAAGUACAAAUUUCAUCUUCUUCCGUGAACCGGAAACCACCGCCUGGUGAUAAGAGAAAAGCUACAGCGAGAGGUAAAAUUCAUCCUCUAACAAAAUCGAAGAAAGCAAAACCUAUAUCCAAACAACUAGAACGAAGCUCGUUAAAAAAAGAUACUGCCUCUGAAACGUCUUGCUGUCCUUGUUUAAGAGCCAAAAAUAAUUUCGAACAUAGCAACAUUAAGGAAAAAGGCCAUAAAAAAGACAAGCCCGAAGCAAAUGCUGGCAGUAAAAGUAAACCAGCUAAAGUCAAAAGUGGCGAAAAAGUUCAGAAAGAAAAGCCAAUUAAACGACAACGGAAACCUUCACUUACACAAAGUCACGAAAAAGUUCAAAGGAUGAAGCCAAAACAGGCAGGUGAUUCAAAACAACAUGCUUCGAAAGUCGAAAGUCGGGAAAAACUGAAAAAGAAACAAUCAGGCACGUCAUGCUGGUCUUGUUUUAGAAAGGAUACAACAAAAAAACCAGAUACAUCUAAAAAGGAGCCUCCCAAGAAUAAAAGUGCGGAGAAACUGUACAGAGACAGAGCGAAGGAUGACUCCAAGCAGAAGCUAUUAAAGCAUCAAAGUCAAGAAGAUUUUAAAAAAGAAAAAUCAAAGAAACAUCUUGAUUCUAAACAAAAAGCUUCCAAUUCCAACAGUAAGGAAACUCUUCAAAAGAAAACAUCCGAAUCAUCUUGUUGGUCCUGUCGUUCAGGCGAUAAGAAAGAAAAAGCAAAACACGUAGAUCAAUCUAAAAGGCGACCUACAAAAUCCAAGAGUGGGCAAAAACUUCAAAAGGGUCAUUCAAAAAAAUCUACCUCUUCUAAACAGAAACAUACAAAAGCUAGCAAAAGUCAGGAGAAAAUUGAAAGAAAAUCAUCACAGGCAUCUUGUUGGUCUUGUCGUUCUAGUGACACAAAUGGCAAAACUAAAGAAUCGGAUCUACAUAAAAAAAGAACUGCAAGGAGCAAAAGUCAGGACAACAAACAAUUUGCCAGAGAUCCUGCAAGAGUACAUAAGGGUAGACGAAAGAAAACUGGAGAUUUCAAAGAAAAACCCUUCAAAGCUAAAAGUCAAGAAAAAGUUCAAAACCAGUCAUCCGAGACGUCGUGUUGGUCUUGUUGUUCAAAUAAAGAAAAAGAUAAGAAGCAACCCUUAAGAACCAAGAGCCAAGACAAAACUCUAAAAGAUAGGUCUAUGUCAAAAAGUAAAAGUGAAGACAAAAUUCAAAGAGGAAAGACAAAGAGGCCCCUGGAUUCUAAGCAUAACCCGUCAAAAGCGAGAAGCCAAGAAAAGGUUCGACAGCAGUCUUCGAAUACCUCUUGUUGGUCUUGUCGUUCCAGUGGUGAGAAGGACAAAGAAAAGAAACCGAACGAAUCUAAAAAGAAACCAUCAAAAAGUAAAAGUCAGGAGAAAAUUAUAAAAAAUAAACCAAAACCGUCGGCUGAUGCUAAACUUAAACCUUCUCGAGAAAAUCUUCAAAAACAGCCUUCGGAAACUUCUUGUUGGUCUUGUCGUUCCAAUGCUGAGAAAGAUAAAACAACGAAGCAGGACAAAUCAAAAAAGAAACUAUCAAAAAGUAGAGUUCAGGACAAAGUUCAAAGGGAUAAGUCAAAGGUGCUAGCUGAUUCUAAACAAAAGCCUUCGAAAGCUCGAAUUCAAGAAAAAGUUCAAAAGCAGCCUUCGAAAACAUCUUGUUGGUCUUGUCGCUCUAGUGGAGAAAAAGAGAAAACAAAGAAAUUGGACGAAUCUAAAACGAAAGCAACAAAAAGUAGAAGUCGGGACAAAAUUAAAAAUAGUAGAUCAAAAGAGUUGGCAGAUUCCAAAGCUACUAGCCAGGAUAAGGUUCCAAACUAUAGACUAAGGAAGUUGAUUAAACCCAACGAAAGUCCCACAAAGGCAAAAAGUCAAGAAAAAGUGCAAGCUCAAAAAUCAGAAAUAUCAUGUGGCUCUUCUCGUUCAAAAAGUGAAAAGGAUAAGUCCACAAAAUUACAGGGACCAAAGAAGCCUACAAAUAGCAAAACUCACCUUUCAAAAGCAAAAAGUCAAGAGCAAGUUCAAAAGAAACAAUCGGGUACUUCCUGUUGUUCGUGUUGCUCAAAAGGAACAAGUGAUAGGGAUUCGAAAACGAAACCAUUGAAAGCUAAACAAAAAGAAGUUGUUCAAGAUAAGUCAGUCAGAAAAUACAAUUUGUUUUCACGAAGAAGUAAAAAAGAGAAAUCGAAGGAUAAGGCUGCUCCCGAAAGUCCUUUCCGGGAAGAUCAAGCAAAACUGAAAAAACGAUAUAAAAAAGCAGAAAAAACUAAACCGUCUGAGUCUUCGUUCUGUUCCUGCUGCUCCAGCAGUCAUAAACCAUUAAAGGACAAAGACAGGAAAUCAAAAGAAGAUAAGUGUUCUGUUAAAACUAAGCCAGAAGACAUUUCCUACUGCAAGGCGCUCUAUCAAGAAUUAGAAAACAUAAUCAUGCAACAAAACCAAUGUCAAAUAAUGAUUUCACAAACUAGAAUAAACAAGGCCGCAGAAACGAAGUCAUCCAAAUCGUCUCUAAAAUGUAAGCAAGAAAAACAAGAGCAACAAAAGCAAAGGGAGGAAAAAACCAACCAGGAUACCAAAGAAAAGAGAGCAAGUAAACAAAAAAAUAAAAAACACAUACCAAAUCAAAAUUCAAAGCAGAGAAGCAGGUCACAAAUACGAAGCGAGACGUCCAACAGCGACUUGGAUAUGGAGAAAGCUUAUAUGCCAGAAUAUGUGCUGGGUAAGACACAGCGAACUGGCGCAGUCAUAGCACGAGCACGUAAGGUGAGGUACAGUCUCUUACCGAGCCUUAAGGCACAGAAAAAAUACCACAAACAUCUUAACAAAGGAUGUAGGCAUGAGGUUGCCUUUCAUACUUAACGGGCACUACUAUAUUUGACAUGUGACUAUAAAGGUCCGGUCUAGGAGCGGACACGUUUGAGAUGUAGUUGCAACGUUAGUUUGGCCUAGUACCACAUUUGGAGAAGGAUAAGGCUCAUAUGUAUUUUUCUGAAUAUUUUUGUCUGUAAAAUUUUUGUACGAACAGGUCUAUUCUUCAUGAACAAUCUUCAUUUUUUAUU